Messenger RNA from Spizellomyces punctatus DAOM BR117, 1796 nucleotides. RefSeq lists its product as uncharacterized. Bases 120 to 1661 code for a protein of 513 amino acids. NCBI's taxonomy places the organism in Eukaryota, Fungi, Chytridiomycota, Chytridiomycetes, Spizellomycetales, Spizellomycetaceae. Gene Ontology annotation, molecular function: magnesium ion transmembrane transporter activity. Gene Ontology annotation, cellular component: membrane. Gene Ontology annotation, biological process: magnesium ion transport. The record is from RefSeq and is a predicted model, not a curated record. The transcript is spliced from 6 exons.
GCUAUUUUAAGGUGAAACAAGUAUUUUAUACCAAGCCAUAAAGCAAUGACGAAAGGCAGUCGGACCUCAUAGCAGAAAUUCAAUUGACCUUUCGUUCAAAGAGUUUUGACUUGCAAGCCAUGCAAGACCAAGAUGGCAGUGACCACCACCAACGAGACUACCACACCCGGGAUGUUCUGGCAAACUUUAUAAUAGGCGCUUCCGUGUCCCUCAUAUCCUCAUGUCUUUCGUCUCUGGGUGUCAACCUGCAAGCGUCUGCCCUGAAAGCACAACGAGAGAGGAACCUUGCCUUGGAUGAGUCAGACGAGGACGUCCCGGUUGACCCUCCUGGGUACAUUGCGGAACAACGUAAUGGAGACAAAUAUGGCUCAAUCACUUCACACAACCAUGAUACCAGUCUGGCUCCGUCUGAACCCGAAGGGGCAUCGUUUGUCUGCGAUCAGAGGUCGAGAGGAAGAAAGCCAGAGUCCGUAGCAGAGUACGAGCAGUCCAGCACGGUGAGAGAGCGGGACCCGAGCUCAACGAGCUCUCGAAGCUUCAAGAGUUGGUUUAGUUUGGAUUCGUACAAAACAUCAAAGUCCUCCUGGAAACUGAGCAGAUACAACACGGAUACAUGGCGAGAAUUCUUGAACAAAUGGCAAUGGUAUAUGGGAUUUAGCAUGUAUCUCAUCUGCCAAUUGUUUGGCUCUGUGGUCGCACUAGGCUUUGUGUCCCCCGUUAUACUUGCGCCGCUCGGUUCAGCCAGCCUCAUAUUUAAUGUGAUAUUCUCACGAGUUUUCCUUGGCACUCGUAUCACUGCGUCGGACUGGCUAGGAACGUUGUUGGUCGUUGUCGGAUGUGCAAUAGUAAGCACUUUUGGGUCUGGGGUACCGGAAGAACGACAAACUAUUGACGAUCUCAUCCGCCUGUUUCGCCGGCCAACUUUCAUUGUUUACUUUACUAUUCAAGGAGUACUGGUCCUCAUUACGUUCCUGUUGAUAAAAUAUCUGGAAUAUGGACUUGGAGCUUUGAAAUUUUUUGUUGCCAUUCGACGACGGUCAGCAUCAGAAACAACGCCCCUACUCUACAGAAGUCACAGUCAGAGCGACAUUGCAAAGGUCAAGGGUGACUGGUUGGGUGCUCUGUACGGCAUGUUGGGCGGAACGGUCGCAAGCGAGACGUUGCUAUUAACUAAAAGCGGUGUGGAGCUGCUGAUUGUCUCGAUUUUUCAAACCGAUAACCAAUUUCGCGGUGCUUUCUCCUUUUGUCUUCUCGCUGUCUUGUGUUUCACGGUUUUUCUACAGCUGUACUCGUUAAACCGGGGAAUGCACUAUUCUCUCCCGACAAUGAUCAUACCAAUAUUUUACACCUUUUAUACGGUAUUAUCCUUAUUCAACACUCUUGUGUAUCUGGAUCAAUUUGACGAUUAUAAGGGGCCCGAUCUGGUGUGCAUUGCAAUAGGUGUCAUAGGCAUCAUUACCGGAGUGUGGCUUCUCGCGAGGGGCCACGGGGUGGACGAGAUAAAUACAGGUGGGGAUGUAAUGAACCCAGAUUUCAACGGAAGCCGGGAUAGCCUGUUAGAUGAAGACUUGGCAUCACAAAAUGAAGCCGUCGUAGUGGGUGUGGAAGCAGGGGACGAAACAAGACGAAGGGUGGGUCGUUCGGAGACCGGGGUUGAGUAGGGAUUUUCAACUGGCAGGACUUAUAGUUUACCUUACCUGCCGUCCCCUUUUGCAACUUUUCUGUUACAUGAUCUUUUCUUCUGUCACUUGUACAUUAAUGGCCCUUUGAAAACCAUUCCUGAACUUCAUCCGCAU